Molecule: messenger RNA, 2253 nt
Organism: Scheffersomyces amazonensis
Lineage: Eukaryota; Fungi; Ascomycota; Pichiomycetes; Serinales; Debaryomycetaceae
Gene: KCH1
Product: Kch1p
Exons: 1
Coding region: 358-2217 (619 amino acids)
Biological process (GO): potassium ion transmembrane transport
Cellular component (GO): plasma membrane
Molecular function (GO): potassium ion transmembrane transporter activity
Source: RefSeq, a predicted model, not a curated record
CAGAUAUCGAUCUGCUACAGAUUGGAAACUUAACUGAAGUUUCUAGAUAAUUAGUAUUAGUAAGUCUAGACUGAACUGGGUGAUUAAAAGUAGCAUAUAUCUUUAGGUUAUAGUGGAUCAUUUUCUGUACCCUUUUUUUUUCUUACAUUAUACAGUAAAAGUUUAUUAUAUUAUCAGUACAGGUUACACUAAUUACACUACUAAGAUAGUCAAUAUCAUGAAAUAGAGUUAGUUCCUUAGUUACUGCAUCUGAUCAUCUUUCGUUAAAUAUAUUAUUGCCUUCUUCCAAAUAGUUGGCCUACAAAUCGCUAGCCAUAGUCAUAGUCAUAGUCAUCUUCAUAUCAUUUAACCUUUAUAAUGGCUCCUAAUCAUUUCAGUGCAAGAACACAAAUCAAUAAGUAUAAACUUGAUGAAUCUACAUUCGAUUUGGUCGAUGUAGAUGGAUUUAGAAAUACUCGUGGUUCAACCAUAUUUGCAUACUUUGUCAUGUGGAUCCUUAUAUUCCUUUCAUGGGCUCUUUUAGGUACUGAUAUAUAUACAUGUUUAAAUAUUUUGGUAUUUCAUAGAUGGUCUAAUAAUGAUUAUAAACCAUAUGCAUAUUCAGUAGCUAAAUGGAUAUUUACUGGUUGUAUUAUAUUUGAAUUUUGUCUUUUAUUAUAUCAUUGGAUUUGGGCCAUUCAUACUUAUAAAACAAAAAAUAUUGCUUUGGUUUAUGUUAAUAAUAUUGCUAGAUUAUUAUAUAGUAUACGAUCUUUUAAUUAUUUUUGUUUAUUUAAUCAAAUUGAACAAGAUAAUUUCUUUGAUUGGUCAUGUUUCUUUUGUUAUGGUGAAUUAGAUAAUGCUUUACAAUUAUUAGUUGCUGAUACUCCAAGACAAGUUAUUAAUAUCUUAACUUUAAGAUAUUAUGCUACUGAUGGUGAAACAAAUAAUAAUAUCUUAAAUAAUAUUAAAACUAUCGCAACUACAAAUUUAACUUUGUCAAUAAUUUUAUCAUUAAUGUGUGUAUCAGUUAUUAUUUGGUCUAUAUUCUUUUUUAAAUUCUUAUUAGGAAUGAUCCUUUAUUUACCAGUAGCAUUUAAAGUUAAAUCUAGAUCUUCAAGUGGAUCAUUAAAGAAAUAUUGUUGUGAACUGGUUAAUAAGAAUGUUAGAUUAUUAGUUAUAAAACAUCAUAAAUCUAAACGUGAAUUAUUGGAUAAGGGAAUUCUUAGUAAAAAAGAUAUUAUUGCUAAUCCAUUAUUAAAUAGUUCAACUACAGAUUUAGAAAAUUUAGCUAUGCCACCUUCAUUUAGAACUAAUGAUGAAACUUUCAAAAAGAAUAGUAUUAGUUCAGUAUCUGCCAAUUAUAAUGAUAGUUUUAGGAAACCACCACAAAUGAAAUCUACUCCAUAUGAAUUGAAUACUAUGAGAAAAGAUAGUGCAUUAUCUAUUGAAUCUGCUAGUGAAUUAACUUAUGAUUAUACCAGAAAACCUCCACCUCCACCUGCAACAUUACGUGGCAAUAGAUCCUUAACAACAUUAAAUUCUCUCAAUAAUUCACAAUCUGAUCUUAGUAAUCAACCACCUCCACAACAACUCGAUGUCACAAAUAUGUCUACUUCAGCAGCAGCUGGUGGACAAUUUCCAUAUAGAAGAAUUAGACCUCCAUCUAAUACAUCUUUGGAUCAUUACAAUAAUAAUAAUAAUAAUAAUGGAUCAGUACCUUUAAGACGUCUUAAACCGGCAUUUACUGAACCUAUACUAUCAACCAGACCCAUUCAACCACCACCAAAUCCACAAAUUCCUUCAUCUAAUCUUAUACCGCAAUCAUAUGUUGCACCUUCUAUUUCACAUUCUUAUUCUCAUUCUCGUCAAGACUCAUUUAAUUUCCAACCUUCUACCAACACUCAAUAUAAUGCACUUAAUCACAGUAGUGAUAGUGUUGAAACAGGAUAUAUAAUGGAACCUAGACGGAAUGUGUCUAAUAGUGAUGAGUAUGAUAUGAUCAAAGAUAUUGAUAGUUAUGAAUCAAGCGAUCAAUCUCCAUCUAGUCUGGUUACUGGAGAACAUAUACCAUAUCCACUCAAUGAAAUUAAUGAAACAGAGAUUGAAACUGAACAAGUACCUUAUCCACCUCGUGGUGUAUCUGUGUAUGAUUACUACUCUUAUGAUCAAAUAGUCAAUCAUAAUAAUAAUGAUAAUGAUAAUGAUAAUAAUAACAAUCAUCAUCAAAGCCAUUAAAGUACUUUGGUCAUUUUAUAGAAUGUCUUAAUAAUA